UACAUCCAUCACAAAAUGGAGGUCAUUACCUUCUAGGCGAAGGUAAUUUUAGUGGGUCUAAUGUUUAUUUAUUAACGCUGUGUGAACUUUUAAAAUUUUCUUCAUUUCCCCUCAAACUUACUUACAAUGUGUAUUUAUUCGUGCGCAACGUAACACUCAUCUUUUGCCGCAUGGUGACAAGCACCUUCAACAUGAGGCUCGUGAUUCUCGUAAGAUAUCCACGCAACGCUUCACACUUAUAAUUUCGGUAUUAAAGGAUGAAGGAAAUGGUUGGUGGCUGCUGCGUUUGUUCCGAUGAAAGAGGUUGGGCUGAAAAUCCUUUAGUUUACUGCGAUGGUCAAGGAUGCACAGUUGCUGUUCACCAAGCUUGUUAUGGAAUAGUAUCCGUUCCUCAAGGUAACUGGUAUUGUAGAAAGUGUGAAUCUCAAGAAAGGUCUGCUCGUGUGCGUUGUGAAUUGUGUCCAUGCAAAGAUGGUGCACUUAAAAAAACUGAUAAUAGUGGCUGGGCCCAUGUUGUUUGUGCACUCUACAUUCCAGAGGUGCGCUUUGGAAAUGUAACUACUAUGGAACCUAUUCUUCUGCAUCAAAUUCCUCCUGAAAGAUUUAAUAAGACGUGUUAUAUUUGUGAAGAGAACGGUAAAGGGAGCAAAGCUACGAACGGUGCGUGUAUGCAAUGCAAUAAAGCAGGAUGCCGUCAGCAAUUUCAUGUGACCUGUGCCCAGGCAAUGGGCUUGCUGUGUGAAGAAGCUGGAAAUUAUUUAGAUAACGUAAAAUAUUGUGGCUACUGUCAGCAUCAUUACUCUAAACUGAAAAAAGGUGGUAACGUUAAACCCAUCCCUCCAUAUCGACCUGUACCCUCCACUAAUCCCCUUGAUUCUUCACCCGAGAAAGAAACUAUCGACAAAUCAGUGCCAAAACGUAAGACCAGCAGCACGACUAAGUCUGGUGGACCUGUAAUAACAUCUACCGACAAGCCAGGUGUACUGAAACUUUCAAUAUCAACAAAAGGAAGCAGUGUAGAAAUAAAUUCAGCCGCAGAAGAAAGUUCCACGCUAAGCGCUCAGCCAGCAGCCAUUCCUACAUCCACAUCGUCAAGUGUUAAGUCUGAACUAAGUGAUAAGUUUACCACGUUGAACUUUGUUGAAAGUAUCGUGGCCCCGAGUGAAAGUGUGUUCGGUGACAGUAAGAAUAAAAAACGUAAGGGGGGUGCGCGUACGCCUCCCAACAGUGCCCCUAAAGACAGUGAAGUUUCUCCUUCGGACGAGAAAGACGCCAAAAAAAUGCUGGAUAUAAAUGCUACUGAACAGGGUGGUGAUGCCAAUGCGCCCUCAGUCGUGGUCAAAGCGGAGGGUGCUUAUCCGUCCCCGUCCUCAGCCGCUCCGCUCACCCCUGGCUCUGGGUUUUCCUCACCUGCCGUAUCCAAGGCUUCAAGUACGAACUCUGCAACACCAACAACUAAUUCCAUUGUGGUCUCAGUUCCUUACUCCACUGCGGCCCCUGCAAUAGCAAGCACAAAUGCUGCUGCUCAUGGUAGUGAUAUGUCUCCUGCCAAACGCUCAAGAUCUCAGUCAAAUGAAAAAUCAGAAAAAGGCAAGAAAAAGCGUCACUCAGUAAGCGGAUCAACUUCCCCGGCUGGUGGGAAGAAAAGUUUAGCUGGAUCUAGAACAAGCAGUCCCACCCCAGACACAAACGCUGCCCCUAAAGAUUCCCCUCCAAGUAGUCCAGAAAUUUCCAAUAAGAAAGGUAACAAUUCUACCACCAAGGGCCGUCGAGGUAGCAUGUCUUUAUCUCAGCCCCAACCACAGCCGCAAGCGCAGCCUGUCAAAGAUGAGAAAGAAACGAAGCUAUUUCAAAAUGGUGUCGUGAAUGCUCCACACAUGCUGGGUAAUCAGUUGAAUCCAUCCUCAAUGAUGGCGCAAAAAAUGACGGAUACCCUGAAUGCAGAGCUGGAAGCGCACAGUAUCUAUCGGGCUGAACCAAAUGCCUCUCUUGUUGGACCACAGCUUUAUAGUCGGGUCAUAUCAGAGGCUCGCUCUGGUCGCAGUACACCGAAUGCAAAUUUGAGCACCUCGACAACAGUUACCACUGCAGCUACCACAACAACUUCCACUGCAAGCAGUAAUGGUGCAGUAAGCUGGUCCUCACUUGGAGGGGGCAACAUUCCUCAGACGCUUGACCAGCUCCUUGAGAGGCAAUGGGAACACGGCAGUCAGUUCCUUAUGGAACAAGCCCAGCACUUUGACAUUGCCUCUCUCUUAAGUUGUUUGCAUCAGCUUCGAGCAGAGAAUCUACGGCUUGAGGAGCAUGUCAACAGUUUAGUUCAAAGAAGAGAUCAUUUACUAGCGGUUAAUGCUAGAUUAGCCAUUCCUCUCACCCCAGUCACUCAAGUGAAUAAUGUUCAUCCAGCAACUGUCCAGCAAGUGAAUGAGUCCCGCACUAGUGCAAUCCAUUCGGUCGGUGCUCAGCAACGAAUAAACAAUGUUUACUCGCAGCCACCUCCAAUGGAGAACGGACUGUCAGCUUCUCCUCCGACGAUGUACCAACAUCGUAAUCCCCACCAACAGCCGCCUCAGUCCAGUCCCAAUAUUAGACACCACAAUAGCCCUGCUGUUUACGCAACCGUCCACCCAACAAUUACGACGCCAGGAGUUGUCAGGACAUCAGCCGAUCCUAUGAGCAGGCCUGAUGCCAGAAGGAGCGUUCCAAGCAAUGCAAACAUGGCAGCCUCCGGUUCCUCUAUCCAGUCUGGAGGCUACUCUACUGCUAUGUAUUCCAUGCCAACAUCCCAACAACAAGUAAGAACAUCUUACGAACCAAAUUUAUCCCACUAAAGUGCUAGUUUUAAGUCAGCAACCUCAGAAAAUGGUAGUUCGAAGGAAUGAAAUGCACCACAUGUCAUCAUCGAAACCUCCAAGCUGAGAGUUGCAAUGCCCGCUUCAAUAAAGUGCACCUCGACAAUCUGUAUAUUUUAUUAGGAGCUCCAAUUUUUCCAGCAAUUCAUCGCCCUAAGACUGAACCUACACUACAAGUCUGCAAGUAUAUAUAUAUAUAUAUAUAUAUGUGUAUGUUUAUUAUCUUUUUAGGUGGUAAGUAAAGUUAUCAAUUCAUGUAAACAGCUUAAUUCAGCCACUUUUUCUUAGCUGGUCCCAUUUAUGAGAUUAAAAUGUAGAUUUUAAUUCAUCUGUACACAUACCUGUUUUCUUUUCCGAAUUUCAACAUUUAACCAAGAUAUCUCAGUUGGUUAAAUGCUGAACGGUAAUCUCUGGAAAAGACUUGUUAAACUGGAUUUGAAAAUUACUUCCCGUGAAAAAUAAAUCCUGUUUCAUGAAUUUUGACAUAGAAACUGCCUUUUCCUAACGAUAUUAAAUUUCACGAACUUCAUCAAACUCAAUUGAAGUUUUUACAUGAUUUUGAUUAACCUGAAAGAAAGCAAGUCUCACUAAAAUCAUUACUUUCUGGCUCUAUCAUCUGUGAUGAUUCUAUAUUGUAUUUUGCCAGGCCUCAGUUGAGAAAUUCUCCUCUGAGCUCUUUUCUUUAGCUGUUUUAGGAGAGACUAUUUCCCUUUUGUCAUUAUGAUCCAUGACUGUCAAAUAUUAAUGGACUGUCAAUGGUUUUGUCUCAUUCUUCAGUAAAAUAAGUAUCUUUUUACCCAAUUGCUCAAGGAAGAACUUGGUUUUUUUCUGGCGAAAAAUUGCCACAACCAGCAGGUGAAGUUCGCCCAAGUUCAUUUUCAAGAGGUGAUAGAUUCACCACCAACUAAUUACAUAUGACUCUUGAAUUAGGUGUUGCAAAUGCCUGUCUGCUCUUGCCUAGAGAUUUCGGCUCAGACAAUUAUUAACAGUGUACAUUGUGGGAUGAUGCCAACUGAUUGUCAUAGCAAGGAGAAGCUUCUCAUUUUUGCAAAUUCUAAAAAUUUGAUAGUUUUUCCUUGAAUUCAGCAAAUGAAAUUUUUUAUAUAACUCAAUAAGUUUUAGAAGGUUUUUCUUUUUGUGCUAAAGAUACUAAAAUCAGAAGUUAUUUUGUAUUUGUGAUGAGAUAGCUGAGCAAUUAAGUUUUCUAGUUUCUCUUUUUCACACUUUGAUAAAAGAAAGUGAACCUAGUUCGCAGAUUCCCUGGGUUGUGUUAGCCAAAGAAAAGAGAAAAAAAUGAAACAACCCACUUAGAAAAAUUGGAAAAUUGUGGGUCUCUGAUCUUUAAAUUUUGCAGAAAAAUCUAGUAGACCUAAAUAUGUCAUCAUUAUCAUCAUCAUUAUACUUAAAAUACAGUAACAUCAACUCAAACUUACUGAGUUUAAGAAUUCUGAAGGAAUAGGUAUUUUCUUUUCUUUCAUUCUGGUAGAUGCUCCUACCUUUUGCAGAAACCGUUUUUUGCAACCCAUCGUUCUGAAUUAUGAUGUUGGUCGGGCAUCAAAAUUGCUAGCCACUCUUACCAUGUAUGUAAUUUUGUAAAAUUGUUGUAAAAAAUACCUCCUCUUUUUUUUUUGUUGUUCUGUUUGAAAUGUAAUUAUUGUAAAUUGGUGAGGUAAGCCUCUUAAAAUUAAGCAUAAGGGGGAUUUAAAUUACUGGUAUUCUGUACAGUCAGGAACUUUUCUUCAUUGUAAGUUUGUAUUUCUUUAAAGUUACUCUCUUAAGCUCCUUAUCAUUUCAAUUAUCGUUUAUCCCCAGCGUUAAGUGCGUCUUCUCAUGUUGCAAUACUUUUUCUCUUAGUCUUGUUUUUAUCUUUAUUUUUUCAUCUUGUUUUGAAUCAUCGGACUUGUUCAGAAAAAAUGUCAUAUUAUUUUAUCAUUACCGUUUUUAUUCAAUCAUCAUUUGAUGUUUUUUUUUUGCCUCUUUCAAUUCAGCUCAUUACAUAUUUUAUGAAGAAGGUUUUUUUUUUUCUUAAGACUUUAAUUGAAUCUUGUUAUGCUAAACUUACCAAUCCACGAACCUUAAUAGUCAGAAGAUGAUGAAAAGCUUCUAUUCCUUCAUGUUUCAUUUGGUUUUAGCAUGACCAAGAAAGCUCAUCUCGUUAGAAAUUUUAUGAAUUUAAUCGUGUUGUAAAAUCAAAAAUCCUCUAUACUUGGGUAUUAGUGUCGCAUGCUUCAAUUGAAGUUAUAUUCCAUUUUUUAACCUUUUCAUUUAUUUUUUACUGCUCUCAAGUAUAAUAAUUUUGCUCUGCCUCUUUACAACAUUCUGUUUGCAAUGCAGUGUCCCAAAAUUCAUCACCACAAAGGUUAAGACAUUCUUACCAAAGUUCAUUCCAACAGACCCAGUCUAAUCAGGCAUCUGCCAUUAGUGAAUUUUUAAGGUCUUGGAACUUGUUGCAUUAUUAUUAUUCAAUCAGUUAGAAUUUUGCUUUAGAAAAAGUGAGCUUUCAAUUUAUUUGUUUUGGCUCCGAAAAUUUAUUUUUGUCACUCCUGCAGAUCUUUGGUUCUGUGUGAACCUUUUUUUUUCUUUCUCCCCAAAGGAAAAGUGUAAGGCUCUUGAAAGAUUAUUUUACUUCAGGAAGUGUAAUUCCCAACUUUUGAACUUUUACACCUAGUUAUUAAUUAUUUUGAACCUCUACACUUCUUCAAUUACUAUUUUAUUGCAUAUUCAUUUCAGUGAUAGACAAUUCAUAGAGGGUCACUGAAAAGAGAUCUUGUAAUGCAUCCUCUUUCAACCCUUUCACUCUCUUCGUUAAAUGCUUCCAAAGUGGUGAUCAUGAAAACUGACAAGGCGUACUUAAAGCUCCGUAUGCUUAAGCUUUUUAAAAUUUCCUAUUAUUAAUUUUAGCUCAGGAUACUUUUUAUCCUGUCUUGAAUGAUUUUUACAAGUGACUGAUUUUGUAACGAUAACAAAAACGAACUGAUUGUUUUACGAGAAGUCAUUGUACCUGAACUCAUCAGACAACAUUAUCAAUUUGUGAAAGGGGCUUUGUAACUUAGCUAAUUUUUACUCGUCUUUUGAACCGCAGUGUUCAAAGUCUACACGUAGGUAUCCGUUCAUUUAUUUUUUGUAUUUUUCUAACUCUGCAAUAACAUUUGUGUAAAUUUUGUGCUCUUUUUGAGCCUUGCAACUAAACAUGUACCUGUUUCUCUGUAGAGUGAAUUUUUAGCUAUAAAUUUAGUCUUUUCUUAUUUUAGUUACCAGUCAUUAUGUUUUAAAUGAGUGGUACGUGCUCUCGUAGGGUUUGAAUAGAGUUGUCCCCUCAUCAAUCAUGCAAUCAUUGAAUAUGUUGAUCAGUGAUGAAAUCAAACAGUGAGAUCUUUUUGUAUCGCUUGCUGUAAUUGAAUCUGGAAAAUAGCUUAACGACUUAUUGCUAGCAGGUGCGGCAAUUGAUCUCUCUAUUUCUAUCUCCAUUUCUAUUUGUCAUCAUCUAAUCUGAAAUUAACUUUCAGAUGAUGAAGUGAUCAUGGAAUCUUAACAUUUCCUACUUUAAAACUACAUGUCUUCAGACAGUAACUGUACUCAGACUUUACUUCUCUUGUAUCUGCACAUUUUCCAGUUCAACUAGUUUUGACCUCAAUACGCUUACAAACGAAGAAAAAAAAUGAACUUAAUGUAAAAUCAGUGUAAUACUCAUGAUCUGUAUAAUGCACAUUCAAUUAUUUAGCCUAGUCCCAUGUAAAGGUUUCUGGAAACAGGUUUUCAUGAAUAUCUUAAAAUCCCUCAUACUAUUUCCCUCGACAAAAAUUAAUGACGAAACCUAAAAUUAACUUGUACCUAUUAAAAUUCUCCUGUGAUAAAUAAUCUGCUAGAUACCUAAUUUCUCGUCUCAGGCCUUAAACAUUGAUUCAACUCUUCCGUUCAAACUCUACGAUUGUCUUAGAUGUAGUUAAUGUCUAGAUUAGUCAGCAUAAUUUUCUACCUCUGCUCGGGACAUCUGAAACCCGAUGUGGAGCGAGAAAAAGAAAAAGAAAAAGAAAAAAAACACUUCCUCUAACCGCAAGGAGAGGGAGAAAGUGAAAAUCAUGUCAGCAUUAGUAAUGUUUGAGGUCAUGAAGAGGAUGUUUUUAUCUUCAAAUCAAAAUUAAGUUAGGAAUCUUUUCAUCUCUAGAAUUGUUUUUAUAUUUAUUUAUUUUUCCUCCUUGCAAGCUGCACAGUUUCGGUUUGUUGAUCUUAGCAAUUCUUUAACCCAUUCCCUCAUGAUUACUCAUCAUUCGGUCAUUUUGCCUGGCUCUAUCAUCUAACAAGAGUCUAGUUGGAAACUUUGAUUGCCUCCAAACAGCCCCCCAACGUGCUCAUUGAUGCAGAAAAUGGAGGAAUUAUCAUACAGUGUGUUUGAAGACAUAAAAAAACAACCUUUUAUUUUAUCCAUGUACAAUUAUUUAAACUGAAAAAAUUUUAAAAUCAGCCACAAUAAUGAUCAAAAUGUGGUUUACUGUCGUUUUUUGUUGCAACAAAACUAAAUAAUCAUACGUUUUGGAAAUACUAUUGUGCAUAGUUUCAUACCAUAUGUAUAAGAAUGUUAAAAGGUCACACCAAUAGUCUCUCUGCCAGGAAAUAACUACUGGAGACAAUGUAUAAACAUUGCCAAGACCCUUCACGAGUAUAUUCAUCAUAUGUUUCCAAUGAGGAUUGUACCCCUGAGCAUAAGGGAAUGGGUCUAAUUAAAGCUUCAAAUGCCUGUAACGUGGAACUUCAAAUUAUCCAACAAUUUCGAGGGAUUUUUUUUUCACACCUGCUCCCUCAAGUGCGAAAUUAGUCUUAAAAGAGUCAGUAUGUGCCUGCAAUCUAAGAACUGCUCAUCUUUCAAUUUGAAGCAUGUUUACAAAAUUGACACAAAGUAAAUCAACGAGGUAACAUGGAAAUGAAAAAAAAAUUAGAAUCAUAAUUCUAUCAGAUUUAUUAUUAUCAAAACUCUAAAAAGAAGAUUGAAUGGUAAGAAAAAAGAAAUCGAUGCUUUGAUUCUGUAAUCGUUUGAACGUAUUAAACAUUCUGUAUUUUAAUGUCUAGUGAAUGAUGGUAUCAAAUGUUCUUCUGAAAUGCUCAGUUCUUUUCUAUUUUUCUUUUUAACCUCAAGCAGUAGGCUUUCAGAGGACCUAGUGAGGAGAGCAAUUUUUAUUUUUAAACUGCUUUUUAAGAAAUGAUGUUAGAAGGAUAAAAAAUAAAGAUUUCCAUCUGAAAGAUCUUAUUUAUUGUUUUUUCUUGUGUUCUCUAAUGGUGCUUCAAUUCUCUCAGAAUGAGUUUGGUCUGCAGAUAUUUUUCUCAAAUUUUUUGGACAUUCUGAUUGUAAGAUGAAGAUCGUUGAGACAGUAUCUGAAAACUAUUUCUCUUUCGUAGGUAACAUACUACUAGAGACAGAGCAGUAUUCCCUGAGACAAUGAAAAUUAUCUGUGCUUGUGCAAAACAGUUUUUUACUGUGUUUCUAAUUGUGAAUUCAAGUAGUAAACUAUUUCUGAAUGAGGUCGUCAAUUUUGGUAAAUAAAUUUUUUAAGUCAAA
Bemisia tabaci is the source of this 8403-nucleotide messenger RNA. The record is from RefSeq and is a predicted model, not a curated record. NCBI's taxonomy places the organism in Eukaryota, Metazoa, Arthropoda, Insecta, Hemiptera, Aleyrodidae.